Messenger RNA from Pezoporus flaviventris, 3010 nucleotides. It is a transcript of the gene PTH1R, whose product is annotated as parathyroid hormone 1 receptor. The record is from RefSeq and is a predicted model, not a curated record. Gene Ontology annotation, cellular component: plasma membrane. Gene Ontology annotation, molecular function: peptide hormone binding; parathyroid hormone receptor activity; G protein-coupled peptide receptor activity. The transcript is spliced from 13 exons. The coding region runs from base 383 to 1747 and encodes 454 amino acids. Gene Ontology annotation, biological process: intracellular calcium ion homeostasis; cell surface receptor signaling pathway; adenylate cyclase-activating G protein-coupled receptor signaling pathway. NCBI's taxonomy places the organism in Eukaryota, Metazoa, Chordata, Aves, Psittaciformes, Psittacidae.
GGUGGAUGCUGAUGAUGUCAUUACCAAAGAGGAGCAGAUCUUCCUACUGCUAAAAGCCAAGGCUAAGUGUGAACGACACCUCAAAGCCAAGGUCCCCAAGGUGCAUGAUAGAAAUAUCAUGUAAGCUGGCAUGAAAGCCUGUUAGGGCUUGUGACCUCAUUCUUGGGAUCUGACACACAGGGAUAUUCAACGCCUCGCCUCCAAUCUCAAAGGAGAGUCUGUGGCAGAUCCAAGAUUUGGAUGCUCAUCUACUUCCUCUUCAGCCAGGGCACAAGCCACAAACCACAUUUCCUUUUGUCCUGGAAUUCAAGAUGGCUUCUGUCUUCCUGAGUGGGAUGGUAUCGUCUGCUGGCCUGAAGGUGUGCCAGGCAAAGUGGUGGCUAUGCCAUGUCCUGAGUACAUCUAUGACUUCAAUCACAAAGGCCAUGCUUAUCGCCGGUGUGACCUGAACGGGAGCUGGGAGCUGGUCCCAGGCAACAACCGCACCUGGGCAAACUACAGUGAAUGUGCCAAGUUUCUCACCAAUGAGACGAGGGAAAGGGAGGUCUUUGAUCGCCUCUAUUUGAUUUAUACUGUUGGAUACUCCAUCUCUCUGGGAUCCCUCACAGUUGCUGUCCUUAUCCUGGGAUACUUCAGACGUUUGCACUGCACUAGAAACUACAUCCACAUGCACCUGUUUGUCUCCUUCAUGCUGAGAGCCGUGAGCAUCUUUGUGAAGGACGCAGUCUUGUACUCUGGGUCAGCUUUGGAGGAGAUGGAAAGGAUCUCAGAGGAAGACUUAAAAUCCAUUACUGAAGCACCUCCAGCAGAUAAAUCACAGUUUGUAGGCUGUAAAGUAGCAGUUACCUUCUUCCUUUACUUCCUGGCAACCAAUUACUACUGGAUUCUGGUGGAAGGGCUCUAUCUCCACAGCCUCAUCUUCAUGGCAUUUUUCUCAGAGAAGAAGUAUCUUUGGGGAUUCACAUUAUUUGGCUGGGGACUCCCUGCUGUAUUUGUUACAGCAUGGGCCAGCGUGAGAGCCACUCUAGCCGACACAGAGUGUUGGGACUUGAGUGCUGGCAAUUUAAAAUGGAUUAUUCAGGUGCCCAUCCUGGCAGCUAUCGUGGUAAAUUUUAUUCUUUUUAUCAAUAUUAUCAGAGUCCUAGCAACCAAGCUACGAGAGACAAAUGCAGGGAGGUGUGACUCAAGACAACAGUACAGGAAGCUGCUGAAAUCUACCCUCGUCCUUAUGCCUCUGUUUGGCGUUCACUAUAUUGUUUUCAUGGCUAUGCCAUACACAGAUGUGUCAGGGAUUCUUUGGCAAGUUCAAAUGCACUAUGAAAUGCUGUUCAACUCUUUCCAGGGAUUUUUUGUUGCCAUCAUAUACUGUUUUUGCAAUGGAGAGGUCCAAGCAGAAAUUAAGAAGUCAUGGAGCAGGUGGACAUUAGCACUUGACUUUAAAAGGAAAGCACGAAGUGGGAGCACAACCUACAGUUAUGGACCAAUGGUUUCCCACACCAGCAUCACAAAUGUAGCCACAAGAGGAGCACUUGCCCUCCAUCUCAAUACAAGACUUAUACCAGGGACCCUCAAUGGACACCGGAAUUUGCCAGGUUAUGUAAAAAAUGGCUCCAUUUCUGAAAACUCCAUGCCUUCUUCUGGACCAGAGCAGUACAACAAAGAUGAGGAGUACCUGAAUGGCUCUGGCCUUUACGAUGGAGACAGACCUACAGUACUUGUUGAAGAAGAAAGAGAGACAGUGAUGUAAAGAGAGAAAGAGAUAAAAGAAGCAAAAGGAUGGAAAAGGUUCCUGGAGAGCAUUUAGUGGGCAAAAGAGUAUCAGGCCACGCAUUGGAUGCCAAGGGUUUCCAUACAGUUUCUCUGUUCUAUGGAACGAGAAGUUAAGUUAUAUGGGAAAAAAAAUGUGAGCCACCAAUGUGGCCAGCUGUCGAUCACAUACAUAUUCUCAAGUGAUCUAAGUCUCUCUGGUGUUAGCAGAAGCAGGGCUGUCUAGAUCCACAGCCUUGCUACUGUUGAACAACUGAGAUACUGGGAGUUCAUGAAGGAGGGUUGUAUAGCAGCAAUGUGGUCCUUGGAUCUCUUGGAGAGUGUGGGCAGCUGAGGAGGACAGGACUCACCCAGUAAAACAAGAGUCUUGCAGAGAGUGUACAGUGCCAUCUUCUUGUGAGGGUACAAGCCACCCUGAGUAUCAGUGUCUUCAGUUUGGUUUGCUGUUUCCCUAUAAAGUCUGCCUGGUAACACACACAACACUGAUCAAGACCUAUUGCGGGGUCAUAGCUGCCCACCCUUUCAGAUAAGCACUCAAUGCAGACAGCUCAGUACCACUGGUCGCAUGUUCUUCACUUCGGCAAUCUCACUCCUCGGCAAAAUGCUCCUCUAAGGUGAGCAGGGUUAACAGCUCAAGGUUGCUGAAUGCAGGCAGACAACGCUGUUCUCCUCUCCCUGACCUGAGUCCCAGUAGCAAGCCAGAAACCAGUGCAGUUUCAGGAUGGAAAAUGUGCUUGUCAGAAUGUGUGACAUUUCUGUUCUUCCAGAUGUAGCAGAGAGAGGGGCCCACCGAGUGUGUUGAGGCAGGGUGGGGAAUUUGCAGUUCUUGGGUAUAUGUGCCUAUGUGUGUGUGGCUAAAAUCAGUUGAGAGGGUAGCUAACUCAGCCCUCCCUUUUUGUGGGUGCUCAUGGAAACAGGCUUCAGUCAGUUUUUAAACCUCUAAAUUGCUUCUUGUUCCGCCCUCUGAAUUUCCUGUUUCUUACUAGCCAAAACCCUUAUUAGGAGAAAGACUCCAUCAACAGUCUGCCUGUGUCACCCAGCAGCACAAGCUGUGGAUACAGCCAGACAAACCUAAGCUCAUGAGAUCCAAAGGCAAUAUUUGCUUGAUAAAAGCACAGGAAUUGCUCAUGGAUGGUUACUUUUGAACAUCUAAACUUUCUUAUUCUUUGCAUUUUGAUCACACACACAUGUCUGUGCACCAGCUCAGAGUCUUAGCUGACGUUAACAAGUCUAACUUCAACCA